Ziziphus jujuba (common jujube) is the source of this 2373-nucleotide messenger RNA. RefSeq names its product putative 1-phosphatidylinositol-3-phosphate 5-kinase FAB1D. Gene Ontology annotation, molecular function: 1-phosphatidylinositol-3-phosphate 5-kinase activity. Gene Ontology annotation, biological process: phosphatidylinositol phosphate biosynthetic process. The transcript has 5 exons. The record is from RefSeq and is a predicted model, not a curated record. Gene Ontology annotation, cellular component: endosome membrane. NCBI's taxonomy places the organism in Eukaryota, Viridiplantae, Streptophyta, Magnoliopsida, Rosales, Rhamnaceae. The coding region runs from base 890 to 1741 and encodes 283 amino acids.
CCAUUUCAUGCUUCUCGGACUCCAAAAAUGUACCAAAACAGUCACCCGGGUCCGUAUCGGCUUCCACCACUUGGAUGCUUAGAAUAGGCUUUGUAUCUUCAAGUAUGGACAAGCUCUGUUGAGAUUGAUUACCCCCUGUAUAAAUACUUCCAGGUUGUCCUUAAAUCUCUUAAUUUGAGCUCUUGUGAUUGGCCUAGUCUUCAUCCGUGUCGAGUCAGCACCCCAGCGGGUUAUCGGUUGAGCGGGCUCGGGCGGAAUCACAUCAUUAAGGAUUGAGCUGUUAAAAUAGCCAACAUUAUUCACCAUCAUCAUUAGACAAAGCAUCCUAUCUGAGCUUGGCUGAUACUGCUUUUGUAGACCAUUUCUUAGACCCGACCCAUGGCUGAGAUUUAUACUAUAUCUAUGCCUACUGGGAUGAUUCAGUUCAGCAAUGUAGAACAUUGCAAUGCACAAUGGAAAAAGUUGUUAAUGAAAGGCAUGUCAUUGUUGAUGGAAGUUUGGGAGGCCUUGCAGAAGCUUAAACCUAGAUUUGAAGGCACUUUGACUAUAAGAGGCUCUGAAACAGCAUUCUCGUACAUUGAAGAGAUGCUACAAGAAGAGCAACGAGAUUUACAGGCUUGUCUUAUAUUAUCUGACUCCUUUAUUCAGUUUAACUAUUUUAGUUUGAAUAUAAAUUACAUAUAACAAACUCUCUGCGAUAUCCUUUCAGCUAGUUCUUGACUCAGAUCAGGCCAUUCAUGAAGUUUUCAGUGUAAAUAAAUUGUUGUGGGAGCUUCUACUUGAAAGCUGUGUUUGGGAAUGACGCAUAAGUUCGUUGUUAUCUCUAAAUCCUGCCUUAGAUGCAGAGGGAUGGUUUUGGGCACCCUUUGCCGAAAUUAAAGGGAGAAACAUGAAGGAUUUCAAGAAAUUUGGAGAUAUCAGGAGCCACAGUGCAGAAUAUCUCCCAACAAACAUUGAGUUCAUCACCAGAGAAUUAAAAAGGGUUCGUGUUUCCUUUACCAGUGGAGAAGAGAGGCAUAUUGCUGCUGUUUUCAAGGAUGAGCUGACGAGCAUUGUUGCAUGUGCAUUGGCAUUUCUGAAGGAUCGUCCUCUUGAAGAUAACCCUCUUGGAGUUAACAUUGCGGAUGAUAACGUGGCUGUGCAAUCUGAGGCGUGUUUUGGCAAUUUCAGUCUACCACUUCAGUUAUUCUCAGAUCGAUCUUCAGGUUCUGAUUCAGAACCCCUUAUUACAGGUACUAUAGUAGAAGAUUGUUUGGAUGGGUUAAGUUCAUUGAGAUCUAGUGUUACAACUGGAACCCAACACCCACGUAUACGCCUUGCAUUUGGAGAAAAAGAAGAAUAUACCGUUAGAUGCCCCUAUGCCAAGCAGUUUAGAGAGCUUCGAAGUCGGUGCUGCUCUUCAGAAGUUGAUUUCAUAGCCUCAUUAAGUCACUGUACUGAAUGGGAUGCUGAAGGUGGCAAAAGCAAAGCUUUUUUUGCAAAAACACUUGAUGAGAGGUUGAUUUUGAAAGGAAUUCAUAGGAAUGAAUAUAAUUCAUUCCUUAACUUCGCAAAUGCUUAUUUUGAUUAUAUGACGAAUGUGAACGAGGAAAAUCAGAGCUGCCUAGCUAGAGUUCUAGGCAUUUAUCAGGUGAUUGAUAAUGUGAAAAAUUUGAGCCACCUUCUGAUCGUAAUGGAGAAUUUGAGCUGGCAUCGGAAUUUUUCUGAGCAAUAUGAUCUGAAGGGUAUUGAUAUUAAAUAGUGGUAUGUUGACGUUAAAAAGCGGCACAUCGAAUCUGAAGCAGGCAUUGUUUCAGGCAUUGUUCUUUUGGACAAAAACUUUGUUGAAAGGAUGACUGAACGUCCAAAAUUUCUAAGCAAUGAUUUGAGGGAAGCUUUGGUUAGAGCUCUCGAAAAUGACACAACCUUCCUCCGUACGGUCGAGGUUAUGGACUAGUUGCUCAUGGGAGUGGACGAUCAGCGGCGAGAGUUUGUUUGUGGCAUCAUUGAUUUUUUUGGACCGUACACACAGUUCAAAUUCCUAGAGUCAUGGUGCAAGUCUUGUUUUCGAGUGCCAACCAUUUUGCACCCACAGCAGUACAGCCAAAGAUUCUUCAAGUUCAUGAGACAGCAUUUCUUGGCCAUGCCUACUUCUUAGAUCACCCUGGUGCCCGAAGAAAACCUCACAAUGGAAAGUUGAAGUUUGUUGGCAGUAACAAAAUAGUUAAUUAGGAAAGCAAAAGCGUUUAGGAGGGGCAUUGAAUGUAAAUAGAACUGAUAUUUCAUGAAAAUGUAUAGAAUGACAACAUGGUGAAAUUGGUACACCUCGUGGUUUUUGGAUUUGAUCUGUUGCGGUGUUGAAUGUUUCUUUCUGCUGGGCAAUGAGUAAUUUUU